Trifolium pratense (red clover) is the source of this 732-nucleotide messenger RNA. Its product is annotated as autophagy-related protein 8C-like. NCBI's taxonomy places the organism in Eukaryota, Viridiplantae, Streptophyta, Magnoliopsida, Fabales, Fabaceae. The transcript is spliced from 6 exons. The record is from RefSeq and is a predicted model, not a curated record. Bases 170 to 532 code for a protein of 120 amino acids. Gene Ontology annotation, biological process: cellular response to nitrogen starvation.
GUAUGCUUGGUCAUCAAAGAAACGAUGUCGUUGAGUAGUGACACUGUAGCAUUUUCUCUACUAAAAAAAGAAAGUUUCUCAUAAUCUGAUUCCGUCUCUGAUCUCUAAACACAAUUUCAGUAACUUCUCCACUCUUAUUCUUCUCAAUCUAAUCUCUGAUUUUUUUUCCAUGGCUAAGAGCUCAUUCAAGACAGAACACCCCCUUGAAAGGAGACAGGCUGAAGCAGCUCGCAUAAGAGAGAAGUAUCCUGAUAGAAUUCCAGUAAUUGUUGAAAGGGCAGAGAAGACUGAUGUUCCUGAAAUUGAUAAGAAAAAGUAUCUUGUUCCUGCUGAUUUGACUGUUGGGCAGUUUGUGUAUGUGGUGCGGAAGAGAAUCAAGCUAAGUCCGGAGAAAGCCAUCUUCAUUUUUGUCAAGAACAUUUUACCACCGACUGCGGCUAUGAUGUCUGCAAUUUAUGAAGAAAAUAAGGACGAAGAUGGAUUUCUAUACAUGACUUACAGUGGGGAGAACACAUUUGGAAUGAUGAUCUGAAAUAAUUCAAGGAAGGCAACCAUGUGAAUAGAACUUUCCGAAAAAUGACCACGGUGAACGAGAAAUCUUAAUUGUAAAUUCUAUUGCUUGAUCCAUUUCCUGUAAAAGUGUAUUAACCUAUUACAUUCGUCGUGUGUAUUGGAGAACAUAUUUUGGAUCUGCCUUUUGUUUAUCUAAAUCUGUUUUAUGAUUUUCGUUCA